Messenger RNA from Prorocentrum cordatum, 711 nucleotides. Lineage: Eukaryota; Dinophyceae; Prorocentrales; Prorocentraceae. The record is from the annotation of a GenBank genome assembly.
AUGGCCGAGAAGAACAUCUGCGAGGCUGACGACUCGCCAAUGGAGGUCGAGGUCCCCGAGUCGGAAACGCCCAAGGACACGCCCAAGGAGACGCCCAUGGAGACGCCCGGGGAAGCCGAGGCAACCUUCCAGGACGACGAAGCGAAGCAGCAUGUUGCGGAUCAGACUACAUCAAUCUACAUCAUGUCGAUGUGCAGUAAGUGCUGCUAUGUGGAAGUGGGCACUGGCCGAAACGGCCAAGCAAUCCCAACGCUGGUCCUGAACGCGAAGCAAGGGUUCUUCGACCCCCAGAGCCGAGAUGAGAAGCACGAUGGGAGGGCCUUUUCCAUCCAGGAGACAUUCGUCAAGAAGACUGACAAAGUCCGACGUCUUGUGCGGCAAGCGAAAGUCUUUGUGAAUGAGCACCUUGGGAAGACCGACGACAUCGCCGCGCAUGCGUGGUGCAACGCAAGCAAACACAGGAGCGUUGCGUGCACGGAGCUCUUCUGCCAGCUGUUCAACUCCUUGGAGGUCUUCAAGGGCUGCGGGUACUACCACUCCAGCUUGCGCAACCAUGGCCACGGUCACAAGUGGUGCCAGGAGUGCAACCGCGGCGCUACGCCAGACAGGAUGGCUGUCAAAUCUGCCCUCCUCGAGCAUCUGCUCCCACUUUGGCGAGAUUGUGAGGUGCGAGUUCGGAUUGGGAUCGGUGAGCCGACCCUUUGGCAGUGA